CGGCGCGGCGCAGCGCGGGUGGCGGCGGGGGUUUCCCGGCGGAGCGGCCGGAGCGGGGACCGACAGCGGGCCGAGCGGCUGCCCGGGCUGAGGUCGGGGCCGGGUGCGGCCGAGGCGGCUCCGGCGGGCCGGGCCGGGCCAGGCCAGGCCAGACCGGGCGGGUCGGGGGGCGGCCGGCGGCGGCCGGGGCCGGAACGAUGACUCUGGAGUCCAUGAUGGCGUGUUGCCUGAGCGACGAGGUGAAGGAGUCCAAGCGCAUCAACGCGGAGAUCGAGAAGCAGCUGCGGAGGGACAAGCGCGACGCCCGGCGCGAGCUGAAGCUGCUGCUGCUCGGCACCGGCGAGAGCGGCAAGAGCACCUUCAUCAAGCAGAUGCGGAUCAUCCACGGCGCCGGCUACUCGGAGGAGGACAAGCGGGGCUUCACCAAGCUGGUCUACCAGAACAUCUUCACCGCCAUGCAGGCCAUGAUCCGUGCCAUGGACACGCUCAAGAUCCUCUACAAGGACGAGCAGAAUGAGGCCAACGCACUGCUCAUCCGGGAUGUGGACGUGGAGAAGGUGACCACCUUCGAGCACCAGUACGUCAACGCCAUCAAGACGUUGUGGAGCGACCCUGGCAUCCAGGAGUGCUACGAUCGGCGGCGCGAAUACCAGCUCUCGGACUCCGCCAAGUACUACCUGACGGACGUGGACCGCAUCGCCACCUCGGGCUACCUGCCCACGCAGCAGGACGUGCUCCGGGUGCGUGUGCCCACCACGGGCAUCAUCGAGUACCCCUUCGACCUGGAGAACAUCAUUUUCAGGAUGGUGGACGUGGGCGGGCAGCGGUCUGAGCGCCGGAAGUGGAUACACUGCUUCGAGAACGUGACGUCCAUCAUGUUCCUGGUGGCCCUCAGCGAGUAUGACCAGGUCCUGGUGGAGUCGGAUAACGAGAACCGCAUGGAGGAGAGCAAGGCGCUGUUCCGCACCAUCAUCACCUACCCCUGGUUCCAGAACUCCUCGGUCAUCCUCUUCCUCAACAAGAAGGACCUGCUGGAGGACAAGAUCCUCUGCUCCCACCUGGUGGACUACUUCCCCGAGUUUGAUGGGCCACAGCGGGACGCGCAGGCAGCCCGCGAAUUCAUCCUGAAGAUGUUCGUGGACCUGAACCCGGACAGCGACAAGAUCAUCUACUCGCACUUCACGUGCGCCACCGACACGGAGAACAUCCGCUUCGUGUUCGCAGCCGUCAAGGACACCAUCCUGCAGCUGAACCUGAAGGAGUACAACCUGGUGUGACCACCGGGCCUCCCACCCGCGCCUGGCAGGGGCGCGGCCACCAUGACUUGUGGCUCCACUUUUUUUUUCCUUUUUUCUAAAAAAAUGAGAAAAACACAAGAAAAAACGCAGCAGCUGAGAUGCCAGUGUGCCCGCCCUGCACCCGGGCCCCGCCAUCGGGCACGGUGCAGGCCGGAGCCGGACUGCCUCAGCCUCCUGUUAAGUUAUUGUGCCCGCAGCCCUGCGGCCCCCUCCGGACUCCAAGAAGUGGGGGUGGUGGCACCGGGCUGCCCACCCCGGGAAGUGCCUAAUUUUUUUUCUUUUUUGAGGAAAAGAGUAAAACCAACUCACCUGGCUCGUGGGUCUCAGAGACGCCCCGAAGCCCAUGACGGUGCCCGGGUUGCUGUCCCUGCCUGUCCCUUUGGGGGGCUCCUGCGGCUGCUUGGGGUGCUCCCCUCAAGGCCCCGCAUCUGGGUCCCAAUCCCGCCAGCCCAGAGAGCCCCAGGGCGGCUCCAGUGAGUCCCGGGACUCUGGGGUGCGCAGGGUUGGACCCGGACAGCGGCCUUCGCUCCUUUUUUAAAACACAAUGUUUUUUUUAAGUUCUCUGGGUGUGACCGGUUUGGCCACCGGUGAGGGUGGGGAGGGGACGUUUUCAGGUUAUUCUCAGGUCUGUCCCCGAGAGGCAGAGAGAGAGAGAAAGACGGGCAGAGGACACUGCUGGUGGCUCCGCAGAUGUGCGUGGCGCCUCCCAGCCGCGGUCCCUGCCCAGCCCGGAGCCCGCAGCCCGGAGCCUGCGCUUGCACUUGGCCGCGGAGGCGGCUGGCCGGGGUCACCUGCGCCGGGCACCGAGGCCCGCGCCUGGGGCCUCGGGCGGAGGAGGAGCCUUUCCUGGUCGCCCCGGCCGCUACACUACACAGCUUUUGUUUCACUCUGCUGUUUUUGUUUUUGUUUUUUUUUUUUUUUGCACACUUGUUCCGGGAACGGGUCGACGCCCUGGACCCGCGUCUCUGCGCCCCCCACCCCGGGCCUCGAGGGGAGAAGCGGGGGGACGGGGUUGGGGGUGAGUGUUGGGAGGGACCAGCCCCGGGGACUGAGGCCGCCGCCUGGUGCCCAGGGCCUCUGUCUCCUGCAGGGUCCGCUGUGCCACCAAGGCCCUCGCCGGGGCCUGCGCGGGGUGCUCAGGGGCUCAGUCCCCGCAGCCCCGCACUUCGCCAUCACGAAAAGGGAAUGAACGGCCGGGGGCCACGCGCCCCGAGCCAGCAGUGUUACCGGGCGCCGCCGACGUCCGUGCCAAGGCCGGGCGCAGGCCAGCGCAGCCCAGCAGACGCGCCCUGGCCGCACUUGUAUAUUACCCCGUCCUGGUUUCCGACAGCCCGCACCUUAACCUAUUUAAGAAAGAACCUUCUCUGAGACGCUGUUUUUAAACCUCUCGUCAUUUGAAACGCAUGUGCCAAGCGGCGGGUGACGGGGAGGCAUCGGAGCCCCCUGGCUUCGGCCGGCCCUGGGGGCACGUGGUCCGCGCAGCAGGCUGGGCCCUGACCGUGCGCCCACGGCCCCUGAGGGAAGUCCACUUUUCGUAUCUUCUGAAAUGAAUUCUGUUUUAAAUUGGAAUAAAUUCUGUUCCUAAA
Cavia porcellus (domestic guinea pig) is the source of this 2884-nucleotide messenger RNA. RefSeq names its product G protein subunit alpha 11 (gene Gna11). NCBI's taxonomy places the organism in Eukaryota, Metazoa, Chordata, Mammalia, Rodentia, Caviidae. Gene Ontology annotation, biological process: phospholipase C-activating dopamine receptor signaling pathway; action potential; adenylate cyclase-modulating G protein-coupled receptor signaling pathway. Gene Ontology annotation, cellular component: heterotrimeric G-protein complex. Gene Ontology annotation, molecular function: G-protein beta/gamma-subunit complex binding; guanyl nucleotide binding; G protein-coupled receptor binding. The transcript has 7 exons. The record is from RefSeq and is a predicted model, not a curated record. The coding region runs from base 198 to 1277 and encodes 359 amino acids.